Messenger RNA from Vitrella brassicaformis, 349 nucleotides. Lineage: Eukaryota; Vitrellaceae. The record is from the annotation of a GenBank genome assembly.
AUGAAUGAUGCUGCGGGGAGGGCGGAGGGCGCCGCUACUGACGCCGCGGCAAGGCCCGCUUCAUCUUCACCAUUCUCGGCGGGCAUGUUGUCGGUAAUGGCUGGAUGGAGGGACAACAGUGAGAUGGAGACAAACACGUGUGUGCUUGCUUUUCCGUGGUGGCCAGACGUUCUUUGAGAGGUCUUCGACCGAGGACGUCACCAUGCCUCCACCGCCACCACUCGGCUCCAUCGCUCAACUACCCCCGGCCCUCUCGUCACUCUCGAGGUGCGCGCCCACUAGCCACCCCUGCAAGAGAUUUGGCAUGUAUGUCUCUGUGUUUCUGACCAUCUCCAGUAUGUGUACGUGA